Triticum turgidum subsp. durum (durum wheat) is the source of this 1455-nucleotide messenger RNA. Lineage: Eukaryota; Viridiplantae; Streptophyta; Magnoliopsida; Poales; Poaceae. The record is from the annotation of a GenBank genome assembly.
AUGGAGAAGAUGCCGGAGGAGCGGCGGCCGAAGCUCUCCGGCGCCGCGGAUGCCGGAGGCGGCGAGGACCGCCUCGGCGCGCUGCACGACGACAUCCUCAUCCGCAUCCUCCUCAAGUCCGACGACGCAGCCACAGCCGCUCGGACCAGCGUCCUCGCCCGCCGCUGGCGUCACCUCUGGGCCCUUCUCCCGGCGCUCUACUUCUUCCGCCCGACCGACCCGCGCCGCAUACGCUCUGCCCUCGCGGCCCACGAAGCUCCGGUGCUCCAAGCGCUCGCCGUCAUCGCACAGGGCGACUCUCCCGGAUCCGCGGGGGCGUGGCUUCCCAUUGCCGCGCGCCGCCUCUCCGGCACAUUGGUUUUCCGCGUGCUGCGGCGGAGCAUAGCCAUAGCUAAGAAAAGAGCCGCCUUGAAGCUGCCGUGCUUCGAGAACGCCACCAAAAUCGUGCUGCGACUAGGGUUUCUCCGCCUCGCGCUGCCGCCUUGCGGUGUAUUCACCCGGAUCCAUCUUCUCAUGCUGAUGGAAGUCCGGCUGCGUGGUCCGUGUGGGCUCGGCGAGGCUGUCUCCUCGCCGCGGUGCCCAUCCUUGCGGAGACUCGUCGUGAAGGAUGCCCAUGGCCUGGGCGACCUCACAAUCCACUCAGAAUGCCUUCAAAAAUUGGAGCUAUUUCGUCUGCCUGACUUGCAGAGUCUCACUGUCGUGGCGCCAGCACUCCAACUGUUAAAACUGGAUCAUUGCUUUGUUCUGUGUUCGAGGCAACCAGUUGCCAACAUCUCAGCCCCUCAUCUGAUGUGGCUCGCGUGGAUGGAUAAUUAUGAUCAAAACUCUGUCCAGCUUGGUGAGAUGGCAUACCUGCAAUCGCUUGUUACCCAACAUUUUAUCAUGUAUGGAGAGGAUUACCAUUCUUCACACAAUCGCAAUGGUGUGUGUCUUUUGCGGCACUUUGAGCACCUCCACCGUCCUGUUCUCACACUUCAAUGUCCUAAGGACAUAGCAAACAAGAAAUACUUCAUGGAGCAAAUAACAAGGCUUCCUGACAUUAAAUUAUUGGAACUGGGAAUAACAGCAUGUGGACAUUCCUUUGGAGCCAGCUUAUUCCAUGUUAUGAGGAUGUGUACUGCAAUAAGAGCGCUAGUUCUUGGACUUAAUGUCACACUUGAAGAUGAGGAAGAAACUGUGUGCCCGUCAGAUUGCAUUUGUGAUCAGCCACCAAGCUGGAAAACCGAGGAACUCGUGCUGAAUCGCCUUGAAGUAAUAGAAAUCUCUGGCUUCAGAGGAACUGAACAUGAAAUCAAUGCCGUGAAACAGAUAUGCAGUUGGGCAACCGUGCUAAGAAGGAUGACAGUGAAGUUCCAUGACUCGAUCACUGAAAACAAGGCUGAAGUGCUCUGCGAGUUGUUAGUAACCUUCUCUGGGCUAGGAUUAGACAUGGUUUUUAUUUAUAGGAUGCAGUGA